Messenger RNA from Penicillium argentinense, 6930 nucleotides. RefSeq names its product CCR4-NOT core subunit CDC39. Lineage: Eukaryota; Fungi; Ascomycota; Eurotiomycetes; Eurotiales; Aspergillaceae. Bases 1 to 6930 code for a protein of 2309 amino acids. Gene Ontology annotation, biological process: nuclear-transcribed mRNA catabolic process, deadenylation-dependent decay. The transcript has 4 exons. Gene Ontology annotation, molecular function: molecular adaptor activity. The record is from RefSeq and is a predicted model, not a curated record. Gene Ontology annotation, cellular component: CCR4-NOT core complex; P-body.
AUGACCUUCCCUCCCCCUCACCCUUCCGCCCAAUCGUCGAUUGCUUCCGGCACCGAUAAGCCCUCUUCGUCCAGACCUGAGAUUGGUGCCUGGGGUCGGUCCACGUCACAGUCCGGCAUUCGUCGUGGUUUGACUCCUCUCGCGACCAACCUUUCCUCCUCUACCGCUCCCACAGCAUCUUCCCGGGGCCAAGAGCCAGGCCCUGGGGUUUCGACUCCCUCAUCCUUCUCUGCUGUCCUGAGCUCCACCAGGGGUCUUUCAGGGGGCAGCCCGAAGCCUGUGCCCUCUCCAUUCACCUCGCUGCAAUCGGGCGCACAGCAGACACCGUCGCUCUCCUCGCCCAAAUUCCGCGCACAUACCCCUUCAGCAGGGUCUCAUUUCGCCUCUACAACAGGUUCCAUCCCGGGCAGUGGAGGAUCUGGGGGAGGUGGUGGGCCGGGAUCUUCUAGAGGUGUCGCUUUCUCACCACUGUCAUCCGGCACAACUGUGAAUUCACCCACGGGUUUUGCUUCCGACAAGUCAGGCUCGGCCGCCGCUCAUUCAAGCCAAUCAUCCCUCACCAAAAUUUCGAUCGCUCAGGUAUUUCUCCUGCUAGACUCGAUCACCGAGAAAGAGGGGAAAGAAAAGUGGGAAACCAAGGCUGCUCAAAUCCACAAGCUUGUUACAUCCAACGGAAUGGAGGUCUUCUCAAAGUACUUUCGUCGCCUUCUUACAGGCAAUGCCCCUCAGAUCUUUCCGGGCGUCAACAAGUCCGUCGAGAAUGCCGGCAAUUAUCCUCUCCUAGUUCAGGAAAUGCAAAAGGUUUCCUCGGACAUUGAACAAGCACAGAAGAUUGCGGAGACGGUCGACACAUUCGAGGGCGACAUUUUCCGUGAUUUUGAUCUGUCAACCUUUUUGGAUCAUUUCCGUCUUGAUCCCAUUGUGAAGGUCGCUCUCGCGCUGGCCUUCAAGUUGACGAAUAAAUCAGAUCUUCGCGCGAAAGCCGAUGCUAUUCUUUCGAACUCGACUGGCCCCUUCCUUCAAAGCUUAGCGAGCCCAUCCGAAGCAACCAAGGAACUCCCUAGUUCCUUCCUCGGAAUGACGAUUGAACGAUUCAUCCUUUACCCUCCUCGAAACUUCACCGACGAUGUCAAGGCCAAGCUGGUCUAUGCUGUGAACCUACGAUACCAGAAACUGAGCCUGGACAUGCCUUCCGAAGUCUCCUCCGCCCUCCAAAUGUUCAAUUUUGUCGCCCCUCGAUAUACCCUUGUGCGACAGCUUCACUCCAAGGGGCCACGUGCAACCGUGAAUGUGGAGGUGAUCUCUGAAAUCAUCAAUGCAGCAGGGCCAGAUGGCUGGGGCGAGGAACAGCUCGCCAGCGCUCUUCUCUUCAUGGUCUUGUCGCAACACUGUCAACAAUUUUCUAUGGAGACGUUCAUGAACGCAUAUGCCGAUAAACAGAUUAAGUGGCCGCUUGUUUUUCGAAACUUUGAUCGUGAAGGUUUGAGAGUGGAUCCGAAGCAGUUCACUAAGCUCUAUAGCCUUCUUACCACUGUUGCCUUGGAUGACAGCUCCCUGGAUGUUCAGAAACUGUGGGGUGGAGAUUGGGAGCACCGCGAUGCCCAAAUCUCAUUCCUGACGGCCUUUGUGGCCUCUCGCACAGAUGCUUCUCAGAUUCCAAACCUUCGUGCGACUUUCCCUGGCGACUUUUUCGACGACGCACCCGAGAUCGUGAAAUUGCAAGGUGAGCGCGCAGCCAAGUCACCUUUACGAUCUAUGGAUGCCAUAAAGGCCAUUUUCGACUGUGCUCUAUUCUCCUCAGCAUCAUGGGGAGCGGUGGAAAGCCAGCUGCUCAUCAAAGCUGUUCUUCAACACGAUCUCCCGGUAUUCCUUGUUUCCGCUCUCGCCAUACCGCAGAAAUGGACAGCUGUACAGCAGAACUUCGUUCUCCGAACCUUUGUUGUGUUCAUAUCCAAGCAAGAAGAUGGAUACCAAUUAGCCCUUUAUGGAGCUUGGCGUCAAGAUCGACAAUGGGUCUCGGAGCAGCUAUUCGCUACCUUUACCCAGGACCCAACCGCCACAACUGCGAUAUAUGAACAUGCAACGGCAUAUGGAUGGCUUGACUAUCUGCUCGGUUUCACAAACGGGCUCGCACUCGACCUUGCUUGCUAUUGCCAUCGUAAGGGCUCAUUUGACCUCGAGUAUUGGGUUCGCAACGCAUCGCAAAAGGGUGGCAUGGACAUGGGGGGACUUUUGUCCAAGUACUUGAGAAUCAAGGCCGAGGACGAGUUGCAUGUCCAGCGCAAGGAACAGCCGGCGCCUCAAAUGGUCAGCCUGUCUGUGAAGACCGUGUAUACUCUUCUGUCUGUGUUGGAAGAGUAUGUUGGCGAUCGCGAGAAUGUCACACCCACCCAGCGCUUCUGCAUCCAGACCUAUCCUCGCCUCAUAAAUUAUGGCGAAGGAUUCGACGAUAUCAUCGAUGCGAACGGAGAGAAUGGGAAUACGUUACCUGAAUCCGUCGAUAAGCAGAUGCAAGACUUGUUUGGCAAGAUGUACCAUGAGGAGCUGUCGCUGCGCGAGAUGCUGGAGCUUAUGCGAAAGUAUAAGCUGUCCCGUGAGCCCGAUGAGCAAGAUCUCUUUGCUUGCAUGGUACAUGGUCUUGUGGAUGAGUACCACUGCUAUCAUGAAUACCCCCUCGAAGCUCUGACGAAGACUGCCGUCAUGUUUGGCGGAAUCAUCAAUUUCCGCCUGGUUGACGGCAUUACGCUCAAGGUCGGUCUCGGAAUGAUCUUGGAGGCCGUCAGAGAACACGAGGUCCACAACCCAAUGUACAAAUUUGGCGUUGAGGCCAUUGAACAGCUCAUUGGUCGUCUUCCAGAAUGGGCCGGAUUCUGUCACUUGCUUCUGCAAAUUCCCAGUCUUGCAGGGACACCCAUUUUCCAGAAAGCCGAAGAAGUUGUCCGAGAGCAAGGUGGGAGUCAUGAGAACUCUGACAACACAUUCGAUGAUCUUGGUGGCCCUAUCCGAUCCAAUGGCAACUUGGAAGAUAGCUCCGCGAACGACGGUACAUCUCGGCGAUUCCGCUCGAUUCAAGUUGAUGCUCCCCUUCGGUCGGAGCUCUACGAGGAUCCGGAUGAGGACAUUCAGGACAAGAUCCUGUUUGUGUUGAACAAUGUCUCGGAGAAAAACAUCGAAGAAAAACUGCACGACUUGCGCGAAGUGUUGCGUGACCAGCACCACCAGUGGUUUGCUGCCUAUCUUGUCGAGGAGCGCGCCAAGCUACAGCCCAAUUUCCAACAACUGUACCUUGAUCUUCUUGACCGUAUCGGUGACAAAAUACUCUGGGCUGAGGUUCUCAGGGAAACCUACGUCAGCGUUGCGAAGAUUAUGAACUCUGAAGCCACCUUGACCUCGUCCCAAGACCGGGGACAUCUCAAGAACCUCGGUGCAUGGCUUGGCUCAUUGACCAUUGCCAGAGACAAACCCAUCAAGCACAAAAACAUCUUUUUCAAAGGCUUGCUUUUGGAAGGCUAUGACAGUUCGCGACUCAUGAUUACUAUUCCCUUUACCUGCAAGGUUUUGGUUCAAGCCACAAAGUCAACUGUCUUCAAACCUCCCAACCCGUGGCUUAUGGACAUUUUAGGUCUUCUGCUAGAGCUUUACCAUUUCGCUGAGUUGAAGCUCAAUCUGAAAUUCGAAAUUGAAGUUCUUUGCAAAGACCUUGACCUUGACCACAAGACCAUCGAACCUUCUACCGGUAUUCGUGACCGCACUUCACAUGGCGAAGAGACCUUGUCGACAUCCAAUAUCCCAGAGGGUCUGGAGGCCUUCGAGGAUAUGGCCCUCACCUCUCUGAGCCAAGGCAUUCGGAGCGAGCGACUAUCGCCUGCCGCUAUCAUGUCAACGCUGCCUAGCCUUGACAAGAUCCUUGUUUUGCCUCCGUCGGCGAGCAGCAUGGUUGAUGCCGGCGUCCUGAGGCAGAUUGUGCACACGGCCGUUGAACGCGCUAUUGCCGAGAUUAUUACUCCCGUGGUGGAGCGCUCUGUCACCAUUGCCUCCAUUUCCACAGUUCAACUUGUAUCGAAAGACUUUGCUAUGGAACCCGAUGAGGAGAAGUUCCGUCAUGCCGCUGGCAUCAUGGUUCGCCAACUUGCCGGCAAUCUCGCUCUCGUCACUUGCAAAGAGCCGCUGAAGGUCAGCAUGACCAACUACAUUCGCAUGAUCCAGCAGGAGUACUCUGAUCAGCCUAUGCCAGAGGGUCUGAUUUUGAUGUGCGUGAACGAUAACCUUGAUGCUGCUUGUGGCAUUGUGGAGAAGGCUGCGGAGGACAAGUCUGUCCCUGAAAUUGAGAAGGUCAUUGAGGCUCAACUGGAGGCUCGUAGACGCCAUCUUGCUACCCGCCCCAAUGAGCCGUUCAUUGACCCUUCAAUGAACCGCUGGGGGCUUUUCAUUCCGGAGCCCUACCGGCAGACUCCCGGUGGGCUCAACCAUGAACAGUUGGCAAUCUACGAGGAGUUUGCACGUCUGUCACGUGGAACCGCUACAGCUCACCACCCCCAAAGCGUUUCCACAGACUCCGGUCGUCAACUUCCAGACGUCCUCCAAGACACUUACCCCGCUAUCCCCAACCUCUCGACUCCCGCCGAGCAGCCUGCUGUUCCCCACCGUACUCCUCAGGCCCAACUCGCCGUUUCCCAGUUACCGGUCCAUACAAACGGGUUGCUUGAUGCUCAAAGCCCCCGAGAACGCGUUGAAUCUCUUAUUUCAGAGCUCCAGCAGUCUGCUCGCAACGCCCCUGAAGAGCGUGUGAAGGAUCUCGGCCGUGACAGCGCUGUUCUCCAGGAAUACAACCAAGCCCUGCGUACCAUCUUGGCUGCUCCCAACGGCGAAGAGCUUGCUCGAUUGACCUCGCUCAAGGUCUGCACAACCCUUUACGGUCAAUCAACAGAGACUCUGGAGAUCGAAGUUCUCGUGCAUCUUCUCGCCAAGCUUUGCGACAUGUCUUCAUUGAUCGCGCGAUACACUUGGGCUCUCCUUGCAGAAGUUGAUGAUGAGCACAUGUUCAACGUUCCCGUUACUGUAGCUCUCAUUGAAGCGGGCCUUUUAGACAUCCGUAGAGUGGAUAUGGUUCUUACUCGCCUCAUUCUGCAAAGGAACGUCAGCGCACUGGAGCUUCUUGACAACCUGAUGAAUCGUGUCCUUUUCAACGACGAGCCCACAGCUCUUCGCUCGGACUUCUCUGGCAGCCUUGAUGCCAUGAGCCAGUGGCUCUCUGAAGAUGGCGAUGUUGCCCCUGCCUUGGAGAUCAUUCGCAAGCUGCGUGACUGUGGUAUCCCUGAAGUCGUGAACGCCCUCCUCGACGACCAGUCUCGGUCUAAGCAGGACCAGAUGCAAUACAUUUUCCAGGAAUGGAUUGGCAUCUACAAGGCAUCGGGGGCCAACGAGCGCACCUACCUUGCCUUCCUCCAAGAUAUGCACAACCGCCAGGUCAUGAAUCUGCAAGAAGAUUCGGCGCUAUUUUUCCGACUCAGCAUUGACAUCUCCGUCAAUGUUUUUGAGCAAGAAUGCCAGAACCCCAACGGUAGCCUGGACGAGGCUUUCUUAUAUGUCGACGCUCUCGCAAAACUCGUCAUCCUUUUGGUGAAGUCGCAGGGCCAGACUCCCGGCGCCGUUAGCCUCAGCAAGCCCGCUUACUUCGGCUCUAUUCUCUCGACCCUUGUCUUAAUCCUCAAUCACCAUCAAGUCAUGCGCGGAGAGGCGUUCAACCAGCGAGUCUUCUUCCGCCUUUUCUCUAGCAUUCUGUGUGAAUACUCUAUGGCCGAACUCCAACACCACGAGGAGCAUCAGGGCAUGAUUUUUGCCCUUUCCAACAAGCUUCUCUCUCUUCAACCCCGAUACGUGCCUGGAUUUGUCUAUGGAUGGUUUUCCCUGGUCUCCCACCGCGUGUUCAUGUCUGACAUGCUCAAUAUGCCUGAGAGAGCAGGCUGGGCUCCCUACUGCGAGAUCAUGCAAGUGUUGCUGUCAUAUAUUGGCGAGCAGCUCAAGGCGGCCAACAUCUCCUAUGUCGCCAAGGACUUGUACAAGGGUGUGCUCCGUAUCUUGUUGAUUCUCCACCAUGAUUUCCCAGAGUUUGUGGCUGAGAAUCACUUUCAAUUUUGUAAUGUGAUUCCGGCUCAUUGCGCUCAGCUCCGAAACCUGGUUCUGAGUGCCUACCCAUCCUCGUUCCAGAAGCUCCCAGACCCUUUCCGCGAAGGCUUGAAGGUUGAGCGCAUCGAGGAAAUGCGAGAAAUCCCCAAGAUUGCCGGCGACAUUACUGCUCCACUUCACCAGGCGAAUAUCAAGGAUGUCGUCGAUUCCGUUCUCCAGGGUGAUAAGGCACCUGAGGCUGUGGUUCAGGAAAUCUGUGACACUGUCGUCAGCGAUGAACCCCGGGAUACCGCUUUGUUCCAUCAGCCCAUCAACGUGGACAUCGUGCUCGUGAAUGCGCUUGUUCUCUAUAUCGGCCAACAAGCUGCUGUGGAGCAUGCGUCGAAGAACAACACGCGCAGCGUGUUUGAAAAUUCGACCAAUGCUGCUCUUCUUGAGAGCCUUGCCCAGAUGAUGCAACCUGAGGCUCGUUACUAUCUGCUGAGUGCGAUGGCCAACCAGCUCCGAUACCCCAACAGUCACACCUACUUCUUCAGCUUUACCAUCUUGCGUUUGUUUGGUGUCGACUACUCCGAGCAGGAUGAAUCUGAUGUCCGACAGCAGAUCAUCCGUGUGCUUCUGGAGCGUCUCAUUGUUCACCGUCCGCACCCAUGGGGCCUCAUUAUCACUUUGCAAGAGCUUCUCCAGAACCGAAGCUAUUCUUUCUUCCGCCUUCCUUUCAUCCAGGCGGCUCCCGAGAUCGGACGUCUCUUUGACGCUCUUCUCCAGCAUAUCCAACAGCAAAGCCCCCGACCCCUUGCGUAA